AUGAUCAAUGUUGAUGUGACCAUCAUCAUGAGUCCAAAAGUCGAUGUUGAGGUGCCCAUCGCAAAGAAAAAGACAAAUGUCACCUUGUCAGACCACGCAGAUGCUCAAAAUGAAAGCCGUAAUAGCUGGUGGAGAACGAUCAUUAAAUCCUUUGAUGAUGGCGACCCAAUGCUAGGAAGGACGAUGUUGUCGGCAUUCAAAGCAAUGUACGGAGACAUUCCUUUCAAUCCUGAUCCUGAUAGAGGCAGACAGCCCGAAGUAUUGGAGGAAAGAGGAAGGAAACAGGAGAGACGCCCACGUACGGAAUCUCUGAUCCUAGACGAAGAUCCUGCCGAACAAGGCCUUGACAGUAGGAAAGCGCAUUCCUCCAGAACUAAUAUUGCUAAACGACAAAAGGCGACCAUGAAUCUCCCGAGCAAAUCUUCAUCCUCUGCUAGAAGAGUACCUAGCAACUCAACAACCAAAAAGAAAGAGCUACUAACAAUACUUCGACAUCCAACCAAGACGGUAACGGGUGGAAAAGUGGUUCUAAGAGCAGACGCAACAACCACAACAACAACAACAAUAAUAGAAAGAAUAAUUUUGAGCGUAACAACAACAGCAAGAAAAAUUGGAAGACAGACUUUAAUGGAGGAAGUAACAGAUUCACUCACAACCACAAUCAGAGCACGAGCCAGUACUUUAGUCGCAACCAGAACAAUCAGAAUCCCCCCUACAGUGGUUACUUCCCAUCAUCCACCUAUACUUUCCAACCCAGUGUCCCGAGGCACGAUAGCAGGUCCUAGCGAACCACAAAAUCAGCUGGCAAUAGUACCCAAGGCGGGUGGUAGGAGACAAGGUGUUGCAUUAGCCAUAUUGAAUAGGCAAAACGGAGGAGGAAAGCAAACAUAG
Messenger RNA from Melampsora larici-populina 98AG31, 891 nucleotides. RefSeq lists its product as uncharacterized. The record is from RefSeq and is a predicted model, not a curated record. The transcript has 4 exons. NCBI's taxonomy places the organism in Eukaryota, Fungi, Basidiomycota, Pucciniomycetes, Pucciniales, Melampsoraceae. Bases 1 to 891 code for a protein of 296 amino acids.